UUCGUUACUACUUAGAGUUCAGGGUAUGGCUCAGAAGAAGGAAAGCAAAUGUGUGGGGGUGGACAUGGUGGAAUCGUCCAAUCAUCUUUACUCUAGCAAAAAGGCGACGGUGGAAGUUACCAUAAAGGUAAAGAAACAACGACACCCCUCGAAACAUAAGGACCACCAGCAAGAAGAACAAGGGAGAACCAUCAAACCAUCAGAAGUGUUCCCGAAAGGUUCUUGGGGUGACCUCCUUUCCAGAAAAAAGUCUGUUCAUGAGAAGGAAAUCGUGGGGAAGGAGUGGAAAGGCGUGGGCAAGAAGGAUGUUCAGAGUGAAAAAAUUACAUGCAAAGAAGAGGGUGGAGAACAUCCAAAGUCACUCUGUCACAAAAUCCCAAUCUCAUCUGAACUGUACUUGGAAACCCAUACUCACGUUCGGAGUAGACCGUCUUCAACGAAAACGACUCGUGACCUUGAACCGAAAAAAAUUUUGAAGACACGAGGAGAACGUGAACGAGCAAAGUCCAGUUGUACCAAGCCUUCUCCACGAAAUCAUGGUGGGGGUGAAGGGGAUGAUGAAGCUGAUGGUCAACGAAAGAAGCUCAAUUAUGAAUCACAAAAUGAUUAUUUGAGAUAUGAAAUUGAACGUCUCAAGCAAGAAAUUGAGCUUGUCAAGCUAGACACGCGUAGGAAGUCACCCUCGUCUGCUGGAGAUGCUGGAGGCAUUUCGACAUCAAUUAUUAAAAGGGUUGGUGUUCCAACCAAUAAAACAAGGGAUGCCAGAUCAACUCAGUCAGAGAUGAAAAUAACGGCCUUUCGGAAGGAAACCAGAAACACCAUGACCAGCACAACCAACCUCAAUUCGAGUUUGCUAUCAUCUAAAUCUUCAGGGGCGGUUGCAACUAAAUCUGACAACUCAAGGAAGUUUACUCCCUUAAGGGAAGUUGCAACCUCUACAUCAGUAGAUAAUUCGGAAGCAGAUUUGGAAAAGGAUUUACAAUUACAAAUAGAGAACGAAAUUUUACGGAAGCAAGCUGCAGGCCUUUUGGCAGAAAUGCAGAAAUCCAAACAGGAACAACAAGAAUCUAUAAUGACCAUUAAAGAAUUGUACCAGUUGGCUGAAUUGCUCAAAAUGGAGAACCAUAAACUAAUUGGUGCUCAAGAGGAGCAGCAACAACUCCAAGAAAAACUUGUCAGUGCAGUAACCGAAAAUCAGGACCUGAAGCAAUACUUGGAAUCAAUUAAGAACGACUCAUCAGUAAAGAAAGGGGUAGAGAUGAAUCAGUUGGAAAAAAUUCGUAAUGUUAUCCACGAAGUCAAAUCUACUAUUCGAGAAGAAAUUAAAGGAAUUUCCACCAACGAUAAUGCAUCACUUGCUUAUCGUGAAUCUAUGCGUGGAUUGGAUUUGAACAUUACCGAAGGAGAGUCUGGAUUACUCAGCGAUACGAAUGCCAGUGAGAUUCAGCGAAUUCUUGGCUCAUAUGAUGAUAACUCUGUGAUGUAAAAAAUGAAUAGGUUUGUUUAAAAAAAAUACAAUAUGUUCUGAUUCUAAUGUUCAUAUAAGCAUAAUGAAUUGUACUUCGUGAUGUAAAAAAAAACACAUUUCCCCGUGGGAAAUUUUAUUUUCCAAUCUUGUAAUAAUUACAAAUGACAAUAAAUUCUUUGUAUUAUACAGUA
Messenger RNA from Folsomia candida, 1659 nucleotides. RefSeq lists its product as uncharacterized. The record is from RefSeq and is a predicted model, not a curated record. The transcript is spliced from 6 exons. Lineage: Eukaryota; Metazoa; Arthropoda; Collembola; Entomobryomorpha; Isotomidae. The coding region runs from base 26 to 1486 and encodes 486 amino acids.